Dichomitus squalens LYAD-421 SS1 is the source of this 4626-nucleotide messenger RNA. RefSeq names its product patatin-domain-containing protein. Bases 81 to 4517 code for a protein of 1478 amino acids. The transcript is spliced from 23 exons. Gene Ontology annotation, biological process: phosphatidylcholine metabolic process. Gene Ontology annotation, cellular component: endoplasmic reticulum. Gene Ontology annotation, molecular function: phosphatidylcholine lysophospholipase A1 activity. The record is from RefSeq and is a predicted model, not a curated record. Lineage: Eukaryota; Fungi; Basidiomycota; Agaricomycetes; Polyporales; Polyporaceae.
CUGCCUUUCGCCCCUACCCACAUCUUUCCUGGAGUCUUUGAGAUAUUCAAAGCUGUGCACUCUAGCACGGGCUACUUGGCAUGGAUACACCCUCGGAUGGGUCAGCAGGAGGGGACGAGAGGCAUCCUCUCAUUCUCUUGAUAUCGGCAUUCUUCUGGGUCAUAUUAUGGUUGCUAUCAUGGGUGAAAGCAUUGGUUGCUUUUGCGACCAUAUCCGUGCCCAGAUUCAUCUACUCUGUCCUCUCCUACUCUAUGACCUUGACGUUGAACUUUUGGUCAUUCGCGCUCCUCUUCCUUGCCUGCGCUGUCGCACUCAAUUAUUGGAUACGCUUCCGGUACUUGAACAAGUACACUCAGCUCAAGGAACCGCCCUUGAUUAAGGCGGACGCACAAGAGCUGCACCCGGAUGUCAAUACUCCUGAGCAGCAGCCAACAUUCCACAACUAUCUUGACGAGUUUCUACAAGCAGUUCGCAUAUUUGGCUUCUUGGAGAAACCGGUUUUCCACGAACUUGCGAGGCAUCUGCAGACGAGAAGGCUGCUCGCUGGGGACACUCUCUCGCUCGACCACGACAAGAGCUUCUACUGCGUCAUAGACGGCAAUGUGCAGCUUUACGCUCAGACCGGACAUACCAUGCACCAGGGUCGAGGUGGGACAUGGGACGAGGAGGACAUGAAUGGAUAUCAGCUGCUCAAUCAAGUUGGCCCUGGUGGAACAUUGUCUAGCCUAUUCACCAUCCUCAGCUUAUUCACCGAGAACGUUAAGAUGAGUUGGCAAGACGGUGAUAGACCCGACGAGGCGGACUACCGGAGCCGAAGCAGAACCCCAGCUUCAGGUACCCCUUUGCGGACGCGGACGCGGCGCUCAGACUCUGACGUCUCGCAGCUGGAUCUCGCCUCUGCGCAAGCUCAACGGUCUCGUGCAGCCUCGGUGUCUUCUUCCGGCUCAACUGUGCAUGCUGCCGACGCCACUUCCCCGCGUCGUGGACGCUCCGGUUCUCGCGACUCCCGUUACGGCAGGACGCCUAACGGAGAGUCUGUCUACGACGCUCGGAUCACUGCCAGCAUCUCCACAGAGACGCAGAGCCAUUAUGGCGUCGUUGCGCGAGCAUUUGAAGACAGCACCCUGGCAGUGAUCCCAGCGGAAGCGUUCCAGCGACUGACGAAGAAGUUCCCCAGGGCGGCAGCUCACAUCGUUCAAGUCAUCCUCACGCGGUUCUCUCGCGUCACCUUCAACGCAGCACAUAACUAUCUCGGCCUCACAACGGAAGUCCUCCGGACAGAGAAGGCUAUCAACGACAUCGCCUGUCACCCUUUACCGCAGUCGUUCUAUCAAGGCGGCCUAAAGCAGCUUCGCCAGCGGUUCGACGGCGUGCCCAUUUCCAACGACUCUGACACGGAGGGCGACUACUUCAGCUAUGGCUCCUCUCGCAAUUCCAGCACGUCCUCGCUGUUCGACGACGUCAAGCUCAAAGGAACUGGAAUCAAACCACGCGCAGGCUCCAGCGCAUCGGGCAUGACUGCGAAUGGCUUCUCCCCCGCCACGCCCUUCAAGGCGCACAGCUCGCGCCACUUGGUCCAGGCUGGCGACCUCCUCACCUCGACCGGGAACCACGCCGACGGUCCGAAUGCAAUCAUGCGCACCGUCAGCAGCGGGGGCACCGCUGGGGCCCCUACCCCCCGCCCAGAGCCGCUCGACCUCCCAUCGUUCAAGCUGCAAAGGGUGACGGCUUCCGCAGACGAGUUUGAUCUGCGUGAGGAAGUUAUGUCGUGCAUUGCCAAGUCGAUCGGGCUCAUCCAGCCGCCACUGAGCGGCGGGGACUCGGUUGAGGCUUCCCCGGCCUUGCCUCCGAGCGACAGCGGGGCAAGCAGCAGCCGGCGCGGGGGCCGGGAGGCUUUCAGGUCGUCUUUCGGCUCUUUGUCACUGCUGGAUAUCGGGAUGGACGAUGCGGCGUCGAGCACGGGGCGGACGGAGAGCUCGACAUCGUUCUAUGCGGAUGGGCAUCUGAGCAAUCUGGAUAACGAGGUGGAGAUAUUGUUCUUCCCCGCUGGGUCCAUAUUAGCGAAGGCUGGCGAGCGGAAUACUGGACUGUUCUACGUCAUCGACGGCUUCCUUGACAUGAUCUUGCCCCCGGAGCACGGCGACGGCGAGAAGGAGAAGACGAACAAACAGGCCAAGACCGCGCAAGGAAAGAACGUCCAGCCAGACCAAAACGAGACACGUUCACAGUCUCGUUCUGAUUUUUUCCUUGGCGGUUCGCGCCCUCGCCCUGAUGACCAGACACGCAGCAAGAGUGACAAAGACCGCUCCCAGAAGCCGCUGUUCACCGUCAAGCCUGGAGGCAUCGCUGGGUAUCUAUCGUCGCUCUGCCAGACUGCGUCGUACGUUGACAUCGUCGCGAAGACGGACACCUAUGUCGGCUUCUUGCCAUCGCCCGCCCUGGAACGCUUACUCGAACGACGCCCGAUCGUCCUACUCACCCUCGCCAAGCGUCUGAUCUCCCUGCUCUCACCUCUUGUCCUUCACAUCGACGGCUCUCUCGAUUGGGUGCAGGUCGAUGCCGGCCAAGUGCUUUGGCGACCGGAAGACGAAAGCGACAGCUUCUACAUCGUUAUCAAUGGUCGUCUUCGUGCUAUCACCGAGAAGGAAAAUGGCGCCAUCACCAUCGUGGCUGAGUACGGCCAGGGAGAUACUGUCGGAGAGCUGGAUGUCAUCGCCAGCUCCCCGCGGAGGAACACUGUUCACGCUAUCCGUGACACGGAGCUCAUUCGCAUGCCGCAGACGCUGUUCAAUGCCAUAUCUGCUCGGAAUCCGCGGACAACAGCCCAGCUUCUCCGCAUGAUCGCCUCUCGUGUCCGCACAGAACUCGACACCUCGUACAAAAGCAUGGCAGCUGAGCGCUCCCGCGGAGGGAAUAUCAAUCUCAAGAACGUCGCCAUCCUCCCCGUCUCCCGCAACAUCCCAGUGGAGGCCUUCGCGCGCAAGCUCCACACCGCCCUCGAGGCUAUUGGGGCACCCACAGCGUUUCUAAACCAGGCGUCUGUCUCCGACCACCUCGGCCGGCAUGCGUUCACGCGAAUGGGCAAGCUCAAGGCGGCGGGCUGGUUGGCGGAGCAGGAGCAGAAAUACCGGAUCGUGCUAUAUAUCGCUGACUCAGCUGUGAGCAGCUCGUGGACGCAGACGUGCAUUCGCCAGGCGGACUCUGUGAUGGUCGUAGGCAUGGGCGACGAUCCAAGCAUCGGAGAGUACGAGAGGCUGCUAUUGACGUUAAAGACAACAGCGAGGAAGGAGCUCGUGCUAUUACACCCAGAUAGGUCAGUCGUGCCUGGAUCAACACGAGAGUGGCUCAAGCAUCGUCCUUGGGUCCACCAGCACAUCCAUGUUGAGCUCCCGGGCCUGAACCCAUCUGUUGUACGAACACCAGCUGCGCCUCCAGAUCCUGCUGCCGUGGUGGCGCUCAAGAAGAUGAAGGACCGGGUGCAGAGCGAGAUCCAGAGGUAUCGCGGCGCGCGAUCCGACCCACGACCCCAGCGGCCUCCGCAUAUGAGCGACUUCGCACGCCUUGCGAGGAGGAUAUGUGGCAAGUCGAUCGGUGUCGUCCUGGGCGGAGGCGGGGCGCGUGGUAUCUCUCAUCUGGGCGUCCUACGUGCUUUGGAGGAAUGUGGGAUUCCAGUAGACCAUAUCGGAGGCACCAGCAUCGGCGCUUUCAUUGGCGGACUGUACGCGCGAGAAGGCGAUAUCAUCUCGAGCUCCGGCAGGGCGAAGCAGUUCAGCGCCCGAAUGGCCAACUUCUGGAGGAUGCUGUCCGAUGUGACCUACCCCAUCGUUGCUUACACUACUGGUCACGAGUUCAAUCGCUCCAUCUACAAGGCGUUCUAUGACCUCCACAUUGAAGACAUGUGGCUGCCGUUCUUCUGCAACUCCACGAACCUCAAUCCUUCGCAGAUGGAAAUCCACGAGACGGGAUAUGCAUGGCGGUUCAUUCGGGCUUCCAUGACAUUGGUUGGUCUGCUCCCGCCGAUCUGCGAUAACGGAAGUAUGCUUGUAGACGGCGGUUAUGUCGACAAUCUUCCUGUUUCCACCAUGCUCUCGAUGGGAGCGAGCGCCGUCAUUGCGUCGGAUGUCGGAUCGAUCGACGACAACUCGCCACGCAACUUUGGUGACUCUGUCUCGGGCGUGUGGCUCUUCAUUAACCGAUGGAAUCCCUUCUCGAAUGCCCGAAAUGUGCCCGCGAUUACCGAGCUGCAGCAGCGGCUCGCGUACGUCUCGAGCGUCAAGACUCUUGAAGAGGCAAAGACUAUGAAGGGCUGUCUGUACAUGCAGAUGCCAGUGCAGGAGUAUGGCACCCUGCAGUUCGGAAAGUUCGAGGAGAUACAGAGGAAGGGGUACCACGCAGCCAUGGAUUUCCUGGAGAAGUUCGAAGCAGAGGGCCUUCUGCCGUCACCCUACGUGGGGGAGGCGAACAGGCCUGCAGCAGGUAGGACGCGUGGCCGGAGCGCCCGUAGAAACUCAAUAUAACUGCUUUCGUACCUAUCUCUCAAUGCUGUCUGUAGCUUUCCUCUUACAUCAAGGACAAUGUAUGUUCGACUCAAUAUGUACAUCGGCAAUUGAGAAGUAUCUGAAGUGG